AGUUUGUUAGACAACUUUCAAUUUUUUAGAAUUAUCUGUAGAAGAUAAUUUCUUGCUCCAUAGAGUUGUUUUUUAAAAGUCAUAUACUUUGGGGGUCAGACUCCUAAAGUUUGAGAGCCAAGCACUUCUUUUGUAACAAUUAUUUGCUGAGUAUCUGCCUUGUCCAGCUGGUAAGUUCUUGUCCUGUACUUUUUCUUGGCCCAUUAUUUACUGGAGAAAGAGAGAAGGAGACAUCAGAAAUGUAGAUCUGCAAUUGACAUCCUGUGACUGGUAUUUCCAAAACAUGAUGUGGUAGUUCCUUUUACUCCCCAUAGCUUUUUUUGACUGUCUUUUAAAAGCAUAAUUCUUAUUGGUAUUCUGUUUGGAUUGCUGACUGUAAAUACCAAAGCAAAGUCUACCUGAGUUUGCAAAAAUGAGCUGUUUUGAUAUAAAUAGUUCUGGGGCAGAUAUUCAACAAAGUAGUCUUUCUUGAAGUGGUAUAGUGCAAUUUCAGCCAAAAUUCUUCCUUUAAUAACUAUAUGGGAACUUUAUUUUUCCAAGAAAAAAACCCCAAAGCCUCAAGCUGUGUAAAAUCCUGAGGGAGGAGGUGUAGAAAAUAAUUAUAUUCAUAAAAUCUGACACACUGGGAUUUAGUCACCUUUAAUUUGCUCUAUUCUAGGAGGGGGAAUGCAACUAAAUGUCUUUUUCUUCAGUAUUACUGGUGUUUUUCAGUAUCACAUUGAGUAAUGAGAAUUGCCUAAUGAGGUUCAGCUACGGAACUGAUGUCUGGGUGGAAGCCAAGAUGUUUAUUAAUAAAGCUGGACUACCAGAGACUGGCUGUUUAUUAGUCACUGAUUACCAGAAGGAGCUGUGAUAGCUUCAAGUUAAGCCAGCUUCAAGUUAAGAAGACACUGAUCAAAUGCAAACUAUUAAAUGAGAAAUUGCAAAUACAAGACCUACCUCUCUGCAUCAUUGAACUUGUGCUUCCCAGAAGUGUAGCCUGUCACAGAUACCAGUAGUGAGGACAGAUGAGUCAGUCUUAAGGAUAGAGAAUUCAUUUGCAUGGUAAGUUACAAGUCCCAGUGACAGAAGGGAAGUUCUGACUUAAGGGUAUGGUCAGGUGUUGCUUCUGUUUCUGGAAUGAGAUGUGCAGUGUUAGGAAGGGACAGGGGGAGCUGCCAAGGCAGUCUCUUGGGGCUCUGACAGCUUUCCUACAGGUUUCUGUCUCUUUCUGAUCCUGCACAUGGAAUUGGUUACUGUCACAGGACCAAAGUUAAUGUUGUUGGAUGUGACAAACUGUAAGUUAAUUUCUACAUUAAGAUUGGUGCCUUUUCUAAUCAGUACUUUUGAAAAACACAUUUGUACCUCUCAAUUGUGCAAGGCCAUUUAUUCUCCUUCAUUGGUGGAGGUUCUCCUGAAAGCGUGGUUGAGUUCUAUUUCUGUAUUUCUUCUCUUUGUGUUCCCCAGGUCUCUUCUGUCAUCUCUUUCCACAUAUCCUCAUGCUACUUUUCUUCCCCUGAUGCCUUCCAGUUUCUUUGAGAAAGCUGUGAUGGAAGCAGGUGGCCUUGAAAACACUCUAGGGAGGGAGUGGGUCUUUGCCAGGAGAUCUGGGAAAGCAAGAAACCUGACUUUCUCUUCUCACCAACCAGAAACAAGCCAUUCUUUCCUGUAUAGACAGGACAUUUUGGCCUCCUCCAAAAGCCCUGGUAACUGUGGUGUGCCAAGACAGAUUUCUUGGAACAUAUUCAGUAACUGAACUGGAAAGUGUCUGCUUUGUACAAAAUAGGCAUCAGCAUGAUGGAUCUCAAGAGCUCUUUCUUUUGUGUGUUAGAGAUGAUCCAUGGAUGAAACACUGGCAAAUCACUGUAGAUUAUAAUUGUAAAUUGCAUUUGUUCUCCAUCUAUGAAAGUAAAAUAAAGCCAGUGACAGCUGAAUGAUGAAAGAGCAAAAUUCUGUGUACUGCAGCUCUGACUUGCUUGGAAACUGCAUGGUUUCUGAGAAGCAAGAAUAAAUAUGGUAAGGCUUCAGGAAGUUGCUUACGUGAAGGUUUUCUUGUGACUAGUUUCAGUGUAAGAUUUUAGCUUCUGCCUUUGACUGUCAUUGUGGUUCAGGCUGACUUCAUUUAUUUCAAUGCAUUUUUUGUAGCCUGUAACCUCACAUGGAAAAAUACUCUUUUAGAAAAAGUGAGUUAGGCUGCAGUUUUUUAAUGGAAAAAGAAGAUAAGUGCAGAACCACUGCACCUCUGUACAUGUUGACUUGCCUGACUGGAUGAACUGUUUGUUGUGAGCCAAAUAGUUUAGGAUUGUAUUGGGAACUGACUGUUUAUAAACCACCUUUUAACAAGUUCUGCUUUCUGCCACUUCUUAUCCAUUUUUUUCCUCUGAAGAUCUGUGCUUCCAGUGUUUAUAGCUUUGUGUCAGACCAUGAAGUGGGCUCACAGUUCAAAUUUUGCCUUGAGAUUUCUCUGCAUUUCCCCUGCUCUGCUCCUAGAUGGCAGCCUUAUUCUAACCAGCUCACUGCUGUUCCGGCAUUCUCACCAUGGAGACCAGGAAAAGGGAGUGUUUAGGUUGCAGUGAGAGCAACCUGAAAGAUCAUUUUUCUUUAGAACAUCACUCCUACCUAGCAAGGGAAAUUAAGAUCCUGCUAAUGGUGUUACUGGCUGUCUGCACUGAAACAUUGCUUCAUCACUUGUGUGGGACAUCAGUUGUGGAGGUGUGAGGAUUGGUGGAGUUGGAUAAUUUGUCAGGACCAGAGAAUUCUGAACUCUAAAUUGGCAAUCAAAUAGAAAACGGUUUAAGGAAACUCAUCACCUCCCCUGGAAGUCCCCUGAAAACUUUCUUUGGUGAAAUUUUACAAACAUCUUUUAAUGGUCCAGUUACUUUUGUUCUGAUACUGCUAUGGUUGAUUAAAAAAAGUUGAAAUUGGGAGAAGGUAUUGGAGAAUACUUUGCAGAUUAUCAUUGUCCUGUGCCUGGGCAGGAUUUAUUGAGAAAGAGACUAAAAAUGAGAUCCUGGCUUUGAAUACCAGUUCUCAAAGAAGGUCUUUAGGUUGGUUUUAUAUAGUGCUUUUUGAUUUUUUUUUUUCCUUUUGUAGUUUUUCUACAUUUUGGGGUGUUUUAGAGUGAAACAGUGAUCACGUAGGCUAUUAGCAGCUCUGUGUCUGUUCCUUGUAUCUUGGACUGUAUUAUGAAGGAUGUUUAGCAUCUUACUGCCUAACAGGACGUAGUGCUUGGCUUCUGAUAAUCUUUAAGGUAUUGACAACUUGUGAUUAAACAGUGCAAGCAGAAAGCUGUGUUAAGCCACAGUUUAAUUCGGGCCUGUUUGAGAGGGAUCCCUGUGUGUGCAUGAACAGGUGCAGGUGUGUUGAACCUCUGGGUGUCUGUGCAAGGGCUUUUGUUUGCUUGGGGAGUGUGUGUUCCUAGCAAAUCUCAUGGUACCUGCACCUCCAGUGCUUAGAUUUGCAUCAUGGACUAGUUUUGGGAAGCAGGAAGGACAGGACUCUUACAGGACAAUUGGCCUGGAAGGUUGUUCAGCUGUCAGUGGGUGUUUGGUCUGCAGGACCUGGACUACUUGUAGCUGGUGCUGGGCUCUCAGUUCCAGCUGUUCCACCCCACAGAUCUCCUGUGCCUGGCUUUGGGCUUGUCAUGGCAAUACAGAGAGCCAGUGUUAACUACCAGUGCUUUCAGAAGAAAACCUAAACCUCCUUUCACCAAUGUUGUUUAAAAUUUCAAGCCCAGGACAUGGUCCACAUGAAUUAUGUGGUGUGGUCAUGCAGCAUUUCCCCAGGAAAAGGUCAGGCACCUCUUCUUCAUCUUCCCUUCAGUCCCCUCAUAAGCUGCUUCUUUGGUGCUUCUUAACUUUGUAUGUCAAACCUGAGCUCUGUCUUGGUUUACUGCCUUUGGUCUUCUACUAAGUGUUAUUUCUCUCAGUUACAACUUACUAAUUUUGUUAAUCAGACUUAAGAAUUAAAUACUAUUUUUAAUCCUGGGCAGCACUGAGGACCAUAAAAUGCUGUUAAGAACAGUGAGUGUUCCAGAUACUAGGAGUACAAAUAUUAAUAGGCUGGCAGUUUACCAAAUUUCUGUGGUUUGCUUUGUCUUGGAACAAACAACUUAAGAAUAUUUAAUGAAAAAAUAUAAUGCUAAUAAAGAGAAAUCUUCAGACUGAGGUCAGAGUUGCUUUAUUUGGAGAAGCUGUAGAGCAAAAGGGGAGUGUUUGUGUGUGUGGCCAUGUGCAGUGAUGGGAGGUUGGAGGGGUGGAGUUGGAGUCUCUGCUGUGGAGGUGCUCUGGGCCCCAGCUCCAGGUUCUCAGUAACACCAAGGAAGUGUUUCAGGAUCAGUGAACUUGCUGGAGCAAGAGGUGACCCAGGAGUAAUGCUUUUCAGUACAAUGAAUAGAUGAUUUUGCUAGCACAGCAGGUGUAGUGUAUUGACAGUAGUGUUUAUUGGUGGAGUGGAAUUCUUCGGCAAAUAAAAGAUUCUGAUGUGUUAAGGAGAUUUUUAAGGAAUGGCACACAGAGUUCAGGGAUCUUUAGAUUUAGACUUGUCAUAACCCACAUGAGAGUGCAGUAGGUGUGAAAUCUUAUCAGCUGAACCACACUAGUGUCCUGGAGGUGGUACAGGUUUUGUUGUACAGACAGUCAGAGGAAAGGCAUGAGUGUAAGAAACUCUGGAAGAGAACAGCUGUUCAUUUUGCAUGAGCCUCUCAGCUGGAGACAAUUAAAACUGAAAUGCUGGAGUGUUACUCAGGUGAAUGAAGUUAGAAUAAGGCUCAAUUUGUUUAAGUUCACCAAGGAGCUGUGGACUGAGGCUUAAGGUAAAAGUGCCAUUUUUUUGUAGCUUUCUGAAACAGUGGAGGAUGAAGACUGUUUCCUGUCAUCUUAGAAGACUAACAAAGGUCUCUGCUCUUUAGGACAGAGCAAUUCCAAAGAAGGAAAAGUGGUGCAGUAAGUUAGGAAAUGCAUAAGACAGAGUUAUCUUGAGUCUUUGCCAAGUACUGAUUCAGAGCCUGAUCCUGAGAUAGUUUUACCUCUGAUUGUGUUACAAACAAGAAACUAAAUUAGAAACUAUAAAAAAAAGUUGUUUUUAAUUGCACAUCCAGAAUUCCCUGCUAAACUGUGUGAACAAAUCUAUAUUAAGGUUAGAAGAUGAGCAUUAGAAUUUACUUUUUAAGAUUUUUUUUACAGUGGCAGGUCUGACAUCCAAUGAAAGGUUUUCAAAAAGGCACUUUAAAAACAAACCUUUUAUUUAGCUGAAUGAUCACAAUUACUAUUUCUAACACUCACAAAGAGGAAGGUUUUGAAAAUAGUACCUCAAAGCAGUGUAUAAUGGGCUGAAUGAAAAUUGAGCAGGAAGCCCAAUUUAGAGAAAUACUAAUAGCUGCAUUCUGAAAAACAGCCUGAAUAUUCUGAUGAGGAAAAGUGUCCCACAGCGUUAGGAUUACUCAUGAGUCUGGUCAUCUCCAGAUCUAUUGCUCUUUCAUUGUUGCUCACACCCAUUUUAAGAAGAUUGGGAGUCUCAUCCAAAAUAUUUAGCUUACAUUUCUUGACGCUGAGCAAAUUCCAAACGUGGCAGCUGUGGUGCUGUUGCUUACAACAGUGGCAGGGCAGGCUCUGGCACACAGUUACUUAGCAACAGGGAAGCUCACGUUUGCUUACAGCUCCUGCGUGUGCAUCUAAAUGUAGUUCUGGAAAAAAAUAAAAGGUUAAAGGACUUUGGAAGGGGAAACAGAUACUUGAACAAUUUGUACUGUUCAGUGGUUGAGACUGAUGGCAGUAGUACAUAGGAAAAUUAGUCUCAAAAUAUUUUGCCUUUUAAAAUCUUUAUUAGACUUUUAAUAUAUUGCAAAAAUUUGAAAUCCAAAUGAGCAGAACCCUCCUCCUACCAACUACAGAAAGAUCAAAAAUAAAAAUACAGCAAAUGGUAAAGAGCAAGGGGACGUUCUGUUUUGAAUGCCUGUGUUACAAAUGCAUUCUUUGGAAACAAGAAGUUUCAUUAUUUGAACAUUGGGAAUCUGAGGAAGUCAUAAAAAUUAUGUUUUGUGAGACUAACAGAUGUGUUGAGACUAUAUUAGAUUAAUUACUACUGAUUGUUGAUUGUUGCUUCUCAGUUCACCAGUGCUUUUUUUUUGCUGAUCAAGCUGUGAAAUCUUAAUGGGUUUUUGACAGCUUGCACUCUGUGACUGCAGUAAUACUCAAAAGCACAGUGACUUAAAAGGCCACUGUUAGACUGUUCUUGGGUUGUAUUAUGAUUCCAGUAAUCUCAAUUUCUGGGGUUUCAGGCAUGCAGUUUUCCUUAUUAGCCAGCACUGGAGCUGCAGUGGUGUUUCCUUAUAUAGCAAAGGCAAGAAGGUGAUUGCAGCUCACUCCAGACCUGAGGGGGAGGCAGGGACCAGAGAGAGCAUGCCAGAAAUGGAGAGGGUAGGAAAAAGACAAGCUGGAUUUGGCUAGGGAAUGGAGCAAGGUUAAUUCCCAUGGAUGGUGGGAAUUAACAAUGAGUGUGGUCAGGCUGUUGUGGGAGAAUGACCUGGGAACUGGCACGAUGUCACUGAAGGAAGCAGUGCAUUGCUUCAGCAAUGGGAGCUGGGAGGAAGAGCAGGGCAGUUUGGAGAGCAAGGAGAGUGACUGGAGACAUGCUGCACCUGCAGAGGAGUAAGGAUACUGCUAUUCCAGCUGCUCCCAGAGUUGAGCAGUUCUUUAUACUUAGAAAUUAAGUGGUUGGAAAAAGGAAUUCUCCAGAGGCUGUGUUCUUUUGUUCCUGUGCUGGGUCUUCCCCAUCUGUACCCUUACUUGUGAGAUUACUGUGCUUUUCUCUGGGCAACAGAUUCAGACAUGAUACAGAAGGUGAACAAGAUCCCACCACCACUGGGAGUGGGAUUGAGAGUGUUAGUCCUUGCUUUUCAGAGCUGAAUCAAAAUGGGGAAACAUCUUGUGAGGAAGGUUUUUGAGGGCUAGAAUGAACCUGGUUAGGGGACAGUGAUUUAAAAUACAGGGGAAAAAAAGUCAUCAAUCCAGGCUGCCAAAGUUAAAAUCCAUCUAAAAUAUUUACCUUUGAAUUUCAUAUUCAGUCUAGAGGAUUGUAUAAUUCUGAUUUCCACAUGUAUAUUCAUGUGCUUCAUGUGUACUUUAUGGGGCUUACUCACUUAAAUAAUGUCUCCUCUAGUUAAUGGACCAUUAAAUGAGAGGCUGUAAUUACCACCUCUGUGGCUGUGUCAGAGUGGGCAAGAGGAUAUGUGUUAAUUCUUUAUAAAAAUGACAGGACAGUGCAUCUGCAGAAUAGGAGCUUGAUAAAAAUCUCUCAUCCCAUGCAAGUGUCAGCCUGCUCAUCCUGUGCUGGGAAACAAGCCUGGUCUGCUCCUCUCCCUGCUGAAGGCUUUUUAGAGGGCAGGUAGAAAAAUGAUGUCAAAUAAUUUUGUUUCCAGUUACCUGUCCAUGUUUUAAACUAACAGGAUGUUGAACAUGAAAUCUGUGCUGCAGCAGCUUUUACUUUUUGUAAAGGUAAAGUGAGCAAAGUUUGUUUUUCCUUUUGCUGUUCAUUCCUUCAGUAGUGGAGACUAGAAGGAUCCAGGUGCUGUCAGGUUGACCUGUGUAACAAGGCUUGGGGUUUCACAGAAGGAGGAGACUGCUACCCAAAAAUUGGCCCCCACCCUUACAGAGAAGGCUUCAAUUUCUUCUCCUUUGGACCUUUCUUCUGACCAUCAAAGCCAGGUUUGCUGUGUAAUGUGGUAGCUCUCCAUGCAAAAUCAUCUACAUCACCCACCCAUGUUUGCCAGGAGACGAAGUACAUACAGAGAGUCACUUUGUCUCUUAAUUUGUUUUUUUAUGGUGGUUGUAGCUAUUUUCAAGUCUUCCCUUGGUAAGUUGCCUUUUGUGAGUUUAUUCAGCUGCAGACAUUAUAUGCACUUGCUUUGGCAGCUGGUACAAAAGCAGAAUAUUGACAGAAUUAAAAUUUGCUGGCAGUUGUAUUUGUGCUUUGCAGGCAGGAUUCAUUGUAGUGCAAAUCUUUGUGGGCUAAUGAAGUUAAAGCAGGAAUUUAGAUAGUAUUCUCUUCAACAAAAGCAGCUUGCUUAAAGCUGUCUCUGCUAGUGUUUUCCUUCUGAAACAAUGAUAGCGAAUGCUGCAGAUUUAAAAAUGGAAUAUAAUUUAUGAGGCAUCAAGCCUUGGGCAUGAGUCCUUGUGUAACUGGAAUUUAAAAUCUAAAAUGAAUAUUAAUGAGGUGGGGAGGGUUGCAGACCUGUCCUUUAAUACUAAUCCAUUGUGAGUGGAGCAGCUCUAGCAAUGAGCUGAUACUGGCACAGAGACAACCAGGAAUUGACUGCUCUUAGAAAAUGCCUCAUCGCUCAAAGUCUUCACAGGCUCCUGAAUACUUGUCCUGAUCAGAUACAGAAGGGCACCUGAACAUUUCUGGUGUCAGUAGCCUGCCUGCUGAUCCUGUGUGCAUUUCCCUGGGGACACUCCUGUGCUGGCUUUCAGCUCCAGCCCGUGGUGUGGAUGGAAGCGUAAUGGAAGGCAUAUUUGUUACUUUGCCGUACAAACCCAGCUGGAAACACACCACUUGUUGCUGUGAGAGGGGCAGCGAGCUCUGUACCCCCACGUCUGGACCUGACAUCUCUUAGGUCAUAAUGCUAAAGGAUUGUGCCAGAAUAAUGUUCACCCUGGUCAUUGUUGCAGGUUUGCUUAGAGCUGUAAUAAAAAGGGCCAAAGAUAAGUCUGAGGAGAGUGGUGCAAAACCUAAGCAUGUGCUUAGUAGCAGAGGAACCCAGACUGAAAGCAAGAAGCCUCUGGAAGAGACAAAAAGCGUGAGAAAGCUGGAUGAAAACAAGGGAGCAUGUGAAAAGGUGAACACUUCCAGUGCUGUAGCCCACAAAGCUGACUCCAAACCCCAGCUCAAAGACAGGACAGCACAGCAGCAAGGAGGAGAAGGUACUGGCAAAACACAGAGCUCUAAGAGCUGUCUACAGCAAAAGGACAUCAAUGUCAAAGCUGUGAAUCAACACAAUGGUCUUCCCUCCGUACAUCAAGAUCAUGCAGGCAACCAAACUGCUCCUGCUGAAGCCCAGAAGGUGGACAGAGCCCCAGGCCUUGCUGAGUGCCACAGGCAGCUCGUGCAUCAGAAGCCUGGGAAGAAUGAAAGCAAAGCUGCAGCGGCGGGCGCGGCGUCCCGGGAGGCUGUGCCCUCCACGUCCAGGGCCAUAUCUGACACGGGCUGUGAAGUGACACACACCAGGUUAUCCAUCAGUGUACAUAUGACUGACAUGAAAGAAAAAAUUGAGAUGGCCAAGGAAGGAAAUAUAAGUGACAGCAGAGGUAAAAGUUCCAAAGUGAAAUCCACACCAGCAGACUUGAAAGGAGUCAAGCAGCAGCCUGACAAAUUAAAACUUCAACAGAGUCCUAAAAACAUCAGCUCCAAGCCAGAUUCAGAAGUUAAAGGGGACAAUAAGCAAAAUGAACUUGCACCUCAGAUAGGGAAGCAAAAGCCAUUCCUGAGCAAGCCCAAACCAGGCGAAAAAGCUGAAGAGAAAUCAGAAUUAAAAUGUGAGUCCAUAACCUCACAGAAUACCUCUGCAAAGGAUCCUGUGAAAGAUGCAGGGGUAAAAGUGAAACUCCAUCAAGAAACAGCAAAAGCAGAAAAAUCCCCAGCAGGUACCAGGUCUGAGAGGAGGGAAUCUGAGACUGCAGGGGCAAACAGACAUGAUGCUCAGCAGUGUACAGGAGAGGCACCAGAGAAGACCAAGUCUCUGGCAGCUGGCAGAGCUCUUCCCAUUCAAGGAGAAAUCAUUGAUGACAGCCCCUCUCCUCCAGCUCCGUUCGAGCACCGCAUCGUGAGCGUCAGGCAGGCGGAGGUGACCGCCAGCUACUCCGUGUGUCGGCACGAGGUGCUGGGGGGGGGGCGUUUUGGGCAAGUCCACAAGUGCACGGAAAUAUCGACGGGGCUCAACCUGGCAGCCAAAAUCAUAAAAGUGAAAGGAGCCAAAGAGAAGGAGGAAGUAAAAAAUGAAAUUAACAUCAUGAACCAGUUAAAUCACGUGAAUCUGAUCCAGCUUUAUGAUGCUUUUGAAGCCAAAAAUAAUAUCACUUUGAUAAUGGAAUAUCUUGAUGGUGGGGAAUUAUUUGACCGGAUCACAGAUGAAAAUUACCACCUGACAGAGCUGGAUGCCAUCCUGUUCACCAAGCAGAUUUGUGAAGGAGUCCACUACUUGCACCAGCAUUACAUUCUCCACUUAGAUCUGAAGCCUGAAAACAUCCUAUGUGUAAAUCACACAGGAAAUCAGAUUAAAAUUAUUGACUUUGGAUUAGCAAGGAGGUACAAACCCUGUGAGAAGCUGAAGGUGAAUUUUGGGACUCCGGAGUUCCUGGCUCCUGAAGUGGUGAACUAUGACUUUGUCUCCUUCCCCACGGACAUGUGGAGCGUGGGUGUGAUCACAUACAUGCUGCUUAGUGGCCUGUCCCCAUUCCUGGGAGAGACUGAUGCUGAAACAAUGAAUUAUGUAGUCAAUUGCAGCUGGGAUUUUGAUGCAGAAGCAUUUGAACAGCUCUCAGAGGACGCCAAAGACUUUAUUUCCAGACUGCUUGUGAAGGAGAAAAGCUGCCGGAUGAGCGCCACGCAGUGCCUGAAGCACCAGUGGCUCUCGGACCUCCCUGCCAAGGCCCAGCAGUGCAAGCUCCGCCUCAAGUCCCAGCUGCUGCUGCAGAGCUACAUGGCCCACAGGAAAUGGAAGAAACAUUUUUAUGUGGUGGCUGCUGCUAACAGGCUGAAGAGAUUUCAGAGUAUGUCUGUCAAGCUUGCAUGAGCUUGUGUGAAACCUCCACCACUCCUGGACAUGAAGGUGGACAUGAAGGUGGAAGGAGGACUCAGUGUCUCCAAACAUUUCUAUCCCUGUUUUAUAACAUAAGGUUUUGGGACUGCCUUCCUCAAUUAUUUUGUGUGUUAGUGCUGUGGUUCCAGAAGAGCCUUGAAGAAACACAAGAUCUCUAAAAGCAGAAGUUACUUUGUUUGUUUUUACAAGUUUUUAGUUGUUCUAUAAAGUGGUGGAAAAACGUGGCUGUUACUGGGGGUGACUUCUUGCUGAAGGCUUUGAUUCUGCAGAGAAUUGUUGGUGUGUUUAUAGCAGAAAAUCCUUGGCAGUUUUCUGGUCUCUCACACCAAGCACAGGAUCUCUAAAGACUUUUUUUCCUGACUGAUGAUUGUGUGUUACCAGCUUUAGAGAACCGCCACACAGUGGCAAAACUUGUCCCUCAGGUGUUUGCUACUUAAAAGAUACAGACAUUGUUUUCUUCUGUAUUUCUUUCCAAAAGGUAAUUUCCCCACAACAUGAAGACGCUUCAGUGCAACUCCAGCUUGGGUGGUUUUGGUUUGUUUUGGUUUUUUAUUAUUCUAUUCUCUCCCUUAAAAAAUAGUCACUGCAUAGUUAGGAACUAUGAGGAGCCCUGGCUUGGGGUAACUUAAGUCAGUCCAUUGCUGCUGUUUCUUAGGGCAAGUUGAAUUAAGCUGAACUGAUUGAACUUCUGGAAGGAGAUGUGUGAAACUGCCAUGCAUACAAAUCACCUAGUGACUGUUGGGUCUAUGCAAAAAGAUCUCAUGUUGUAGAGAAAAGAGGAGAGUUCCAGAGAUUUUAUGUUUUUAAAACUUGUAAGUGCUUUUCAUUGUCCAUAACUGCAGCUCUUAAGUUGCUAAGUUUUAGUUUGAGGAUUUGUUUCUCCUCUCAGGAAAUUUUAAUGCAGUGUGAGAAGCUGGUAUGAUGUGACAUGCAAAACAGGUUUCAUUUCUAAUAGGUUCAGUGACAGGGAAAUGGUGUGUUGCCAGACUCUGCCUUUAGUCCAGUUAGGAGGUUGAAGCCCUUCUUUCCCCCUCUCUUAGCUCUUGAACAUUAAACCUUUUCUUCACAAUAUUAACUUAUUUUGGAUUUUAAACUCUUUCCUUAUGCAUAGAGUGGGAGCCACUUACAAUCUCUCAGAUAAAAGUACAAUAUUAUUUAUUAAACCUGUGGUUUCCUCCUCUGGAUUCUGCAAAACUCAGUAUGAACUGGAUGGGCUCUUAGGAAAAAUGGAAAUUAGUAUUACUAAAAGUAGCUUUCCAGCAAAGGCACCUGUGAAGUUCCUUUGGACUUUAUGGUCUUUGACACCCCUUGAAUUUGCAGAAGUGUUGGUUGCUAAUGAUGAGGUUUGUAAGACUGCCUUACUCUGGUCUAGCUAUCUUUUCCACUCAAGUGUUUCUCACUUUGCAUAGUCCUGACUUUUUUUGCAGCAUUUCCAGAACUGGGACAGAGAAGAAUCUUGAUAAUUUAUCACCUUCUAUGAAGGCCCACUUUUGUUCUUUUCCUUCCACAGUGUUUCUGCAUGGUGAAUGUCAUUGUAUUCAUUGGUCUGUAUAUUUCUGAAUUAAUACUAAUAAAUUUCAUGAAAGUGGAACAAGAA
Molecule: messenger RNA, 12389 nt
Organism: Haemorhous mexicanus (house finch)
Lineage: Eukaryota; Metazoa; Chordata; Aves; Passeriformes; Fringillidae
Gene: MYLK3
Product: myosin light chain kinase 3
Exons: 17
Coding region: 8597-10765 (722 amino acids)
Biological process (GO): positive regulation of apoptotic process; protein phosphorylation; intracellular signal transduction
Cellular component (GO): cytoplasm; nucleus
Molecular function (GO): ATP binding; protein serine/threonine kinase activity
Source: RefSeq, a predicted model, not a curated record